GACCUUGAAGAUAGGUACCAGCCGGGAGAGAGGAGUCCUACAAGCCGGAGUCACAUUACAGGGUUAAGCAGGCAUCACCUUAAUGGCAGUCAUGUCUUGGAAUCAUGUAUGAAGUAUCAGUGCCUCAUAUUUUUUCACCUCCUUAUGUAGAAACAUUGAUCUUGAAUGUUUUUCUGGAUUUAAGCCAAAUACUGUCUCUUUUAAAACUGUUAGUAAAGCAGAGAGCAGAACAACUAAGUGAAAGCUAAUAUCAAUCUUGAACCAACAAAAAGAGGCUGUAAAAGUCUGUCUGAUCUGCUGUCUUUUGAAUCAAAUACAGAAACAGAGAAGGAAGAAGAAAUGGCUGGUUCUAAGAGGCAGUUGUCAUUCAAAGAUGUGGCCAUUGAUUUCUCACCAGAGGAGUGUGAAUGCCUGGACCCUGCUCAGUGGGAUUUGUAUAGUGAUGUGAUGUUAGAGAAUUACAGCAACCUUGUUUCUCUGGGUCUUGCCUUCUCUAAGCCAUGUCUGAUCACAUUUCUGGAGCAAAGAAAACAACCCUGGAAUGUGAAACAACAAGCAACAGUGGCCGUCUACCCAGGAACAAAACCCUAUAAAUGUAAAGAAUGUGACAAGGCCUUUGUUCGGAACUCACUCCUUAUUCAACACCAGAGAAGUCAUACUGGAGAGAAACCCUACAAAUGUGAACAGUGUGGCAAAGCUUUUAGCUGUUCUUCAAGCCUUACCCCCCAUCAAAGAAUUCAUACUGGAGAGAAACCCUACAAAUGUGAACAAUGUGGUCAGGCUUUUAACUGUUAUUCACACCUGUAUAAGCAUCAGAGAAUACACACUGGAGAGAAACCCUAUAAAUGCACAGAAUGUGGCAAAGCUUUUAACUGGUCUUCAAGCCUUACCCAACAUCAAAGAAUUCAUACUGGAGAGAAACCCUACAAAUGUGAAGAAUGUGGUUUGGCUUUUAAUUGUUCUUCACACCUGUAUAGGCAUCAGAGAAUUCAUAGGGGUGAAAAACUUUACAAAUGCAAAGAAUGUGGCAAGGCCUUUAACUGUUCUUCAUACCUUAAUUAUCAUCAAAUACUUCAUACUGGAGAUAAACCCUACAAAUGUGGAGAAUGUGGUAAAGCCUUUACCAUGGUGUCUUAUCUUACUCGACAUCAGAGAAUUCACACUGGAGAAAAACCCUAUACAUGUAAAGACUGUGACAAAGCUUUUAGUAAUUGUUCAGCCCUAAUUCAACACCAAAGAAUUCACACUGGAGAAAAACCCUACAAGUGCAAAGAAUGUGGGAAAGCCUUUAAUAAUAGUUCAAGCCUUACUCAUCACCAAAGAAUUCACACUGGAGAAAAACCCUACAAAUGCAAAGAAUGUGGCAAGGCCUUUAAUUCUUCUUCACAUCUUAAUUAUCAUCAGAGAAUUCAUACUGGAGAGAAACCCUACAGAUGUGAAGACUGUGGCAAAGCCUUUAAUAAUUUUUCAGCCCUCAUUCAACAUCAAAGAAUUCAUACUGGAGAGAAACCCUACAAGUGUGGAAAAUGUGGCAAAGCAUUUAGUAAUUGUUCAGCUCUUAGUCAACACCAAAGAAUUCAUACUGGAGAGAAACCCUACAAAUGUGAAAAUUGUGGCCAGGGCUUUAACUGUUCUUCAAAUCUUAAACAACACCAAAGAAUUCAUACUAGAGUAAAACUCUACAAAUAUGAAGAUUCGGGCAAAGCCUUUAAUAAUUAUAGAGCCUUUUCUCAAUACCCAAGAAUCCACACAUACUGUAGAGAAACCCUAUAAAUGUUAAACACUUUGUAGAAGUGUUUAAGCAGUUUAAGUGUAGUUUUACACUUCUACAAUUUCAAAAUUUUAUACAUAAGUGUAAAAGGAACUUUUAUUCACCUGUUUCAGUUGUUGUCUGAGAGGCUCACUGCCUCUGUCUUCUAACCUAGGCCUAGUCCUGGAAGCUUCUAGCCUCUGUACAAUGUAACCUAGGCCUAGAAUGUUUUCAGCCUCUUGAGACUUACUGCUGAAUAAGCUUACCCUUUCUUGUUCUUACUGAGCUCUGGGCUGGCAGGUUCAACUCAGCUCUUCUGGCUCAAACUCCUUUUCUAGCUGACUUAUUCAAUCUGUUUUUUUUUUUCUUGGCCCCUGAAUUGCUCUGCGUGGCCUCAAACUAAUUCCAACAAUCUUUUCUAAUCUUCUGGCUCCUUCUCAUUCUCUGGCUCAUUCCUUCUUCACCUGUGUUGUUUAUCUGAAUCUUGUCUCCAGUAAAAACUGCCUCCUGUUUCUCUAUGCAUUGCCCCUUAAAUAGCUUCCCUUUCCUGUCUGUUCUUCUGAGAAUUAGGUGUGUCCUAUUCUGUCAAAUAUUCUCUGAUUUGUCACUUUCUCUACCACUCAAUUAAACAUCAUUUUCAAACAUGAGUGCUUCCUUCCACAAACUAACUUCAUUGUUUGGGAUUAAAGAACCUGGACCACUCCUGGACCUAAGCUUUUCUGUACCUCAUGCUUGCUCUAAACCAGGGUGGCCUUGAACUCAGAGAUCUGCUUGCCUCUGUUUCCUGGGAUUAAAGGCAUGUUUGUAUUCCAGGCCCAUCACACAGACCUAGAAGGUCUUUGAAUGUGAUCUCUUGCCAGAGCAGCCAUGUUCUGAAUUAAAAUUCCUCUACACUUAAGAGAAACCCUACAAAUUAAAUUACGUGUCAGAGAUUUUUUUAUUGGUGAGAAGCCUUGCAAAUGUGAAUAAUGGCAUAUGACCUCUAACUGAAGCUUGAUCUUCCUUAGCUUUCAAUGAAGUCAUAUUAGGUAGUAACUUCAUACAUGUAAUGUCUUUGGUGGAAUUUAGUCUAAUAUUUAUACCUUGGAAAAUAAAAGUAUUUACACUACAAGACAUGUAAAUAAAAAACAUAACCAAGCCUUUGUGCAUACUCAGAUCUUACUAAAUAUAAGGAAAUUAUUAUAAGAGACACAUCCAAUGAAUAUAUGUAAUGUCACAAAAACUUGAAUGAUUCUUAUAAUUUACAGGGCAUUGUUAUUUGAUAUAAUGGAAAGAACUAUCAAGGAUAUCAGAAUCUUGCAGAUAUCAAUAUUUUAUGAAACCGAAUUUACUGUAUAGCCUCACUUUUCAAAACUGAAUGAAGCACAGAUCUCAAAUGAUCAACAGAACAAAGCUGGUUCUAGAGAGUUAUUUUUUCCAGAGACCAUAUGUUAGAUUUUGAAAUACAUAUUAUGAAAUUUAGGUGAGUGUUUCUUAAUGUAUUGUCAUUGUUAUAUAUUGAAUGACAUAUUAUUCUGUCAAAUACAAAUAUGUAUUAAGGUAUUCUCUUUACUCAAGGAUACAGAUAGUAGGUUUUAAUUCUGUAUUGCUGAAGAGGAAUGAAAUAACUUGUCAUUCUUACACCAAGUAAUUUUAGGAAGUUACUGUUCCAUUUGCCAUGUUUCAUUUUUCAAUUUUAAAAAAUUACUUAGAAAAUUUUUGUUCUUUUCUUUCAUAUUCUUUUUCCUUCCCAGUACCUCUGAAAUAGUCCCUCCUUACCUAUACAACUUCAUGUUUUCUAUCUCUCUCUCUCAAAAAAAAAAAAAAAAAAGCCUGGAAGUUUUAAAAAUAAAAAUCAUUUGUUUCUAAAUAAUUUUAGAAGUAAAAAACCAGGCAUCUAGGUGCUGGAAAGAUGACUCAGUGUUUAAGAGCAACGACUUCUCUUCCAGAGGACCUGGGUUCAAGUCUUAGUACUCACGUGACAGCUCACUACUGUCUGUAAUGCUAAGAUCUGACACCUUCACACAGACAUCCAUGCAGACAAACCACCAAUUCACAUAAAAUAAAAAAUAAAAUUAAAAAAAAUAUAUAAAGAAAGGUUAAAAAAAAAAAAGUGCACCCAGAUUAACACAGUCACUCAAACAAGUACUUGCCCAGACUCAAGUCUUCUGAAGUCAUGGAGCUUAACUUUGGAUUUCAUUAUUUUUUAAAUACAUAUAUCCGUUACGCACACAGAGUCCGUAACAGAUCUAGAAGAACAGUUUAUGCCCUCUCUCAUUCAUGUAUUCUGGCCCUUCUCACCACCUGAUAUUAGUCUCUUGUGCUCUUCUCUGCGCGCUGUUCUAUAGCAACACUUGACAUGUGCUUACAUAGAUACAGUAUAAACUAGGGUAAAUAUAUUGGGGAAACCAGUUUUUUUCUUUGUGAGAUUGAUAUUAUUGAUAUGUUAUUGAUAUUGAUAUGCAGUUUAAGACAUCCAUUUGUGGAAAUUUGUUACUUCAUUUUUUUUCCUUUAGAGCUAAACAAAAUUCUAUCUUAUUUACCAGAUUUUCAUUAUCCAGUUAUUUGUUGGUGGAAAACUGGAUGGUUCUUUUUUUUUUUUUUUUUUUUUCUGUAUUACUAAAGCAAUAGUGAACAUAAGAAUACAAAUAUCUUUGUGAUAGGGUAAGGAUUUCUCUGGGUAUACAUCCAGGAGUAGAGUAGCUGGGCUAUAUGGUAGUUCUAUUUUUUCAUGUUUUGAGAAACCUCCAAAGUGAUUUCUAUAAUGGCUAUAUUAAUUUGUACACAAAGCAGCAUAAAAUAAGGGCAGUUCUUUCAUCAAAUCUCUAAAAUUUGUCAGUUUUCUUCAGGAUAACUAUUUUGCCUUGGGUGAAGUAGCAUAUCAAAGGAGUUUUAAUUUGCAUUUCCCUGAUGGCUAAAGGAUAUUGAACACUAUUAAAUAGUUAUUGGCCAUUUAUAUUUUUAAGCUGUCUACUCAAUUCAUUAGACCAUUUGUUCAGAGUUUUCUUUCUUUUGCAUUUAAUUUCUGCAAUAUUUUGCCAAUUCUGGGUAUUAGCCCCUGGUCUAAAAUACAGCCCAUGAAGACUUUGUACCAUUGUGUGGGUAUGGUCAGUUUGAAAAGAUUAAUAAUAAACUCUGACUCACCA
Molecule: messenger RNA, 4875 nt
Organism: Psammomys obesus (fat sand rat)
Lineage: Eukaryota; Metazoa; Chordata; Mammalia; Rodentia; Muridae
Product: zinc finger protein 98-like
Exons: 6
Coding region: 340-1773 (477 amino acids)
Biological process (GO): central nervous system development; regulation of transcription by RNA polymerase II
Cellular component (GO): nucleus
Molecular function (GO): RNA polymerase II cis-regulatory region sequence-specific DNA binding; DNA-binding transcription factor activity, RNA polymerase II-specific
Source: RefSeq, a predicted model, not a curated record